UCAACUUGUAAAUGCCUUAAAAUAUGGAGAAACUGCUGCCCAUCUCAGACAAAGACCUGACGAGAAGCUCUGUGCGGCAAUUCAGGAUCUCGCUGUCUAAUCUCUUGCUGGUUGGCUGCGCGCUGGCGCCCUUUACCACAAUCUAUACAGUACUGAUGACAUUGAUAUACGACUUUGAGAACUCCACGUAUACGCAUUGCGAGGUGCUAAACAUUCUGCCGUCCAUGUCGUCGGUGAUCCGGCAGCAGCAACAAUUGUGGAUAUUUAUCGUAUGGGUGCAGCUGCCGGCACGCUUGCUGGCGGCCUGGCUGCACUGGCGCUAUCGGAGACGCGGCCUGCCCUGGCUGGCAAGUCUACUGAAAUGCCUGUCGCUGUUGUUUCUGGUGCAGAACACUUUGAGCUCCAUUUUGAUGGCGCACUAUGGUCAUCUGUCGGGCACAUUUCACAAUGCGACAGCACUCUCCAGUUGGAUAUCGGGCCUCGGCCUGUUGGGUCUCUCCCAUAUGAGCCAGAGGUACUGUGCAUCUGAGUCAAUGGGGCCGCACGAGAGGCUUUCGAAUCGCAUCAAACGCAAGCUGCUAAUCACGACCUGCACCGCCAUGCUGGUCAUGUGGCCAUUUUAUCUGCUGCACACGGGAUUCUGUGUGACAAUGGCCUAUUCGGUCUUUUCGUUUUGUGAAUACACGUUGACUUUGGCUAUAGCGUGCCAUAUAUGGACAUCAUAUCUGGAUUUCCAUCAUGUCUAUCUGUGCCUCAAUGUACAUUUUGGUUGCUAUUUGGCAGACGCAUAAUUGUUAUGGAACUGAAACUCUUU
Messenger RNA from Drosophila novamexicana, 814 nucleotides. Its product is annotated as post-GPI attachment to proteins factor 2. The record is from RefSeq and is a predicted model, not a curated record. Bases 24 to 791 code for a protein of 255 amino acids. Lineage: Eukaryota; Metazoa; Arthropoda; Insecta; Diptera; Drosophilidae. The transcript is spliced from 2 exons. Gene Ontology annotation, biological process: GPI anchor biosynthetic process. Gene Ontology annotation, cellular component: Golgi membrane; endoplasmic reticulum membrane.